Molecule: messenger RNA, 5819 nt
Organism: Danio aesculapii
Lineage: Eukaryota; Metazoa; Chordata; Actinopteri; Cypriniformes; Danionidae
Gene: ksr1b
Product: kinase suppressor of ras 1b
Exons: 19
Coding region: 203-3103 (966 amino acids)
Biological process (GO): protein phosphorylation
Molecular function (GO): protein kinase activity; ATP binding
Source: RefSeq, a predicted model, not a curated record
UUCACGGGAUAUUCAUGCAACAUCUGAGGCGGAACAAGCUGACAACACGUCCUGUCAGGCUGUCAAACCAGUCCACGACUAUGUUUGACGAGUGCGUUUGCGCCGCAAACCAGUAACAGAACUUAUCUAGACUAGGACUGUCACCUCCGUUUAGUUAACAACAGCAUGUCUUUGCACUAGUGUUUUGCUGUAGUUCGAGCUCAUGCCCCUAAAGCCGUGCCAAUGCCGAGGAAUGGAUACUAGCAGUGUCUCUGGUAAAGUUGGAAAUAUGGUCGCAAGUGAUGAGGAGCAUUUGCAGUGCAGUAACGCUGGAAUGGACGCGCUUCACCAAUGUGAACUGAUCCAGAGGCUGAUCGAGAUCUCCAUCUCCAGUCUGAAGGGGCUCCGGACCAAAUGCGCCGCUUCAAACGACCUGACCCAACACGAAAUACGUGCUUUAGAGGAUAAGCUGGUGAAGUACAUCAGUAAGCAGCUGGAGUGGAAGCGGAGUGUUGCAGAGAGAGAUCGACCGCUGGCGCUGGAUUCGUACCCAAACCUCACAGACUGGCUCUACACCAUCAACCUCCGGCCAGAGGCAGUCCCUGUGAAGCUGUCUCUGGAUGCCCUGCUGCAGAUGUCCAGUGGCCAGGUGGAAGAGAGCAUGAAGAGACUGGGCUCCAGCAGUGAGGAGUGUUCCCGCAUCACCGCUGCCCUCUCCUGCCUCAAGAGCGCUACUGACACAGGUGUGGGACUUAAAAAAGAGGGUAUCCCGUGGAUAGCAGAGCCCACUCAGCACGACAGCACCUCUCCUGACCCUCUGUCCUGUUCAAUGCGUGCUACUCAGUCUUACGGGCUCAACCCCACCAGCUGGCCUCCUCCUUCAGCUUUACCCUCGCUUCGCUCCUGUGUGUCCGUUUCCACUCUUCCUUCCUCAGACUUCCCUGUGGUUGUCUACACCCGCUGUGAUGGGCUGACAGACCCCUUCUCGUCCUCCCCACAGCUUAACUGCAACAUCUCAGGACUGCUGUCCACUCCUCCAGUCACCCCACCACCCAAAAGAUGCGGCAAGCUCAAACCUUCACGAACUCCUCCACCUCCAUCCCGCAAGCUGCUAAACCUCCUGCCCAGCAUCACACUCACCCGCAGCAAGAGUCAGAGUCAGCUGGCCAACCGCAUUGAUGACCCAACACCCAACAAGAGUGGGAAGAAGAACAAGCCUCUCCUGAACGUCCAGGUGAACGGUGGAGGAAACGGCUGGGAGGAUUCACCAUCCCGCUCACCGCUGCUGUCUGCCCGCUCGCCCUGCCUCCCACCGAACACACCCAGCCACCUGACAGACCCUGCCGCUCUCAGAAAUAAUGUUACGACUCAAGGAAGCUCUCCGCUAGUCAUGAGGAAAGACAUCGGCCUGGAUGUCACACACAGGUUCUCCACCAAGUCGUGGUUGUCUCAGACAUGUCAGGUGUGCAAGAAGAACAUGAUGUUUGGUGUUAAAUGCAAACAAUGCAAGGUGAAGUGCCACAACAAAUGUACCAAAGAAGCUCCUAAGUGCAGGAUUUCAUUUGCACAAUUCCCAAAUAAGAUCAGAAGAACAGAGUCUGUACCGUCAGGCAUCAACAACCAGGUGGAGCGACCGGCAGAAUCUCAGCAGUAUGGGACGUUACCAAAGGCCAUAAACAAGAAGGAUCACCCUCCAUCACUGAGUCACCUGGACUCCAGUAGUAACCCGUCCUCCACCACCUCCUCCACCCCCUCCUCACCCGCACCCUUUGGCCAGAGCAACCCCCCGAGUGCCACCCCUCCACCAAACCCCUCGCCCAAGGGCUCCGCGGACAGUCGCUUUCACUUCCCAGAUGUAUCUAGUUCCACACAUUCAGAUGGCGGUUACACUGGAGAAACAGACCAGUUGGAUGGUGUUGAAAGUCAAUCGUCAUCAGGCCAUAGGGAAGAUGUGGAUGACGAGCAGCAAGGGGACGACGCUCAGGAUCAGGAAGGAUCAGAGGAAGAAUCUGAAGAUGAUGAAGUGGAUGAUCUGCCUAACUGCAGGGGCUACUUUAAGGACUACAUCAGCCGCAAAGCCAGCCAGACCAGUGUGGACCUGCGCGAAUGGGACGUGCCUUUCGAGCAGCUGGAGCUUGGAGAGCUGAUAGGUAAAGGCCGCUGGGGGAAGGUGUGCAGGGGCCGCUGGCAUGGAGAGGUGGCCGUCCGAUUAUUAGAAAUUGACGGUAACAACCAGGAGCAUCUGAAACUGUUCAAGAAGGAGGUGAUGAACUACCGGCAGACACGACAUGAGAAUGUUGUGCUGUUUAUGGGGGCCUGCAUGCACCCACCUCAUCUGGCCAUUAUCACCAGCUUUUGUAAAGGACGGACGCUCUACUCAGUCGUCAGAGACUCUAAACUUGACAUCAACAAGAUUAGACAAAUUGCUCAGGAAAUCGUAAAGGGAAUGGGUUACCUACAUGCAAAGGGAAUUGUACACAAAGACUUAAAGUCCAAGAAUGUGUUUUACGAUUCAAACAAAGUUGUUAUCACCGAUUUUGGCCUGUUUGGGAUGUCUGGAGUGGUUCAAGAGGACAGGAGAGAAAAUGAGCUGAAGCUGCCACGAGGGUGGAUCUAUUACUUGGCUCCAGAGAUUGUGCGAAAGAUUGGACCAGGAAACCAAGAAGACUGUUUGCCCUUUUCAAAAGCUGCUGAUGUUUACGCCUUUGGCACUAUCUGGUAUGAACUCCAGGCCAAAGCCUGGCCAAUUAUCAACCAGCCGACUCAAGUGUUGAUCUAUCAACUGGGAAGUGGAGAAGGCAUCAGAAUGUUACUGACUAAUAAGGGUACUAGCUUGGGCAAGGAGGUCACGGAGAUCCUGUCAGCCUGCUGGUGUUUUAAAACUGAGGACAGGCCAACAUUCACUCAGCUGUCAGACUUGCUGGAGAAGCUGCCAAAGCUCAACCGCAGACUCUCGCAUCCAGGCCACUUCUGGAAGUCUGAGGAUGCAUGGCAUCACCACUGUCUGCGUGAGCACUGCAGUCCAGGCCUACGCUCUCGCUGUCCAUACGUCUACAAAUAUGACAGUUUAUCCCCAGCUGCUGAUGGCAUUAGCUUGACUGCUGCAUUCAAAGAAAGCCACUGAGGCUAAAUAGUAGUUUAUCCAGAUGUCUGAUUCUAUUCCAUGUAUUUACUACAGAUCAGGGGUGUCCAAAUUCAGUCCUGGAGGGCUCGUGUCCUGCUUAGUUUAGCUCCAACUUCCUUCAACACACCUCCCUGGAAGUUACUUGUACACCUAGAAGGAGCUUGAUUAGCUGGUGCAAGUGUGUUGACUUGGGGUUUGAACUAAAAUAUGCAGGACACCGGCCUUCCAGGACUGAGUUUGGACACCCCUGCUAUAGAUGGAGUGUGUUUUGCAGUGUUCAUCUUUGUGUUGCUCUUUUAGCCCAAAGUAUACUUUAGUUUAUCAUCAUCAAGACUGUAUAGCCAAAUUGUAUGCGCUUUUUCAAUUUGUGAGCGCUAAUUAGUUUGUCCACAAGGUGGAAACACUGGUGCUAGCUGUUGUUUAACAUCUGGAAAGGGACUACAAACUGCUUUUUAGUUACAGUAGUAGACAUAGUGUAAUUUUUACACAAGCAGUAAAUAAUUGUUUGAUUUUAAAGCUUGUUUUAUUGCGCUUAACCAUACCCCUCGUUGUUUUACGUUUGUUUGUUUCUUUGUCCGGCAACAGAUUUGAUAUAAAAAUUUCAAAGCCUGUGCUCUUGUCAAAAUUUGAACCCAAGAAGACAACAAGAUGACAUUUUAUGUAGUUUGUAUUGGUCACCAUCAGUAUUCUUUUUGUUUUACCUUAAGUUAAUGUCAUAAUGUUUUAAUGUCGGAGCUACAACAGAAUUAAAGUUAUACGCAGUGUUGGAAUAUCAAGCCAAUUCCAUGCGUGUUCAAUAAAAAAGGUCAGGAGAGGGUUUUCUUCAAUGCCAAAGAUAUUAGUAAUUUAUUAGAUACAACUGAAUAAUUCGAUGACAGAGCUCUGGGUUACCCCAAUGCAAUACAAGAAUUACAUUCAGGAGGUUUGCAACUAACUUACAUUUCCCUGACUCCAGCAUAUACACAUAACUGAUAUUAACAGGUGGAGAAUAUGUGUAACGUCACUACUUAGUCAUUCUGCAGUCCUUUGGCUCUUGUACACCAAACAUACUUUCUGUUUCUGCAACCCUUCUCUGCAUUCCAGAACUGAACAGUUAAGCGUAUCUUUAAUGUAUUUCACAACUUCUAUAAGCAUCCAGCUCCUUGUGACAUGUCUAGACUUCUUUUUAGACAGCAGUCUGGAGCAAGGGCACCCACACUAUUUUUAAUCCUUUUUUGCUAUUUCCCUCUCACCAGCAGUUUCUUCUAAGAAGUUUGUAAUAGAGUAAGAAAGAACGAAGUAUGCUUGGUCAAUAUAUGGUAUCAUACAAAAGAAAAAGAUUGAUUAAUCUGUUGUUAGUUUAAACAAUUUUCUAAUAAAAAAAUAAAGACGCAAAGUGAUAAAAAUAAAUUCCCUUUUUCCCACAGCAGACACUGGACAGGGAUUUAUUAUUAUUGUUGUUAUUAUUAUUGUUAUUAUUAUUAUUUGUAGUUCACUGUUUUCAACUGAGUAGAAAUAAUUUUUGUUGCUUGUCAUAAAUUACAGUAUAGUGAGGAAAAAACAGGAUGAAUUUUGUUGAGUGUUUGUGCAUACACUAUUAAUACUAUACUUUAAAAGACUGUGUGUUCAACAACAAAAAAAUGAAGUAUACUUUGGGCUUUAGGCAUUACUUGGAAAUGAAUAGUAAUCCCAUUUUUGGCUUCUCUUGGGAUUUUAAACUUUUCCCUGUUAUAACACUCUCGCCAAGCUGAUUUAGCUAAUCUUUAUAAACGCAAAUCAUAGAUCUAAGGAUUUCAAGACAUUUUGACCUUACAGACUUUACUGAAUUGCUUCAGUUUACCCUGUGUGUGCCGUCACAUGAUUUGAAUAUUACAAUACCUAAUGGUUUGGCAUUACACAUCAUUAAUUUUCAGUUUUCCACACUUUGGUUUAUAGUUAUAGGAUUUAAAUGAAUAAUAAUUUACCAGAUGCUAUAUUUGGUUUUCGUGAGCCCUACCAAGAGCCUCAAAAAUAAGGAAUUUGAUGGGGUGUUUGUAAUAUAUUUUAAAGAAUGAAAGAUAUUUUGACCCAGCAGGAUUACAUUCAGGAUCUUCUGAUGUCCAAUACCUCUUGUUUGUGUGUAAGUGUGUGUGUGUUUGAGCGAUUGCACGCAGAGUUUUGGGUGAUUUAUUUUUGGUGUUAUGGUAAUUGAGAGAAUGUUUAAGCUACGGUGACUGUUCCCUUAAUUGACAACUUAAAAGAAAUGUUUAAUUUAUUGUACAGCUAAGAUUCUUAUAUUAUUUGUACAAAAUUUAAUAUGUUUCCAUCGCAAUAUUUUGGAAAAAGGUACUUUACUCUUUUUGUACAGCUCUUUAUAUAGAGAAUGACUCAAACAUAAAAAUGUAAAUUUUUAGAAUGAGGUUUUAAUGUUAUGUAAUUAUGAAUUAAUAUUUUGUAAAGCUUGUGUGUCUGUAAGCACAUUGUAAUUUUAUCCUGGCAGAAAUAAUAAACAAAUGAAACUUUUUUUUUUCUUCCCCUUCACGAUGAAAGAAACUGACUGAUGCAUUAUUUAGGUUGAGUUAUACAUAUAUUAAUUGCAAACUUAAACGUUUCUACCAGUUUACCCUAAAGAACAAGCCUUUAUUUUCCUCCCAAUGUAUCAAAAAAAUUUAAAAACUGUUUGGACUAAGAAUCCAGUAUCUGUAAUAUUCUGACUAUCACUUCUUGCUAUGAUUGAAGUUACAAAAUAGUUUUUAUG